UCACUGCGCCUGCGCAUGCCACACACGCACUCGCGUGGCCUUCGCGAAGGUGUCGCUGCCAAGAAACGUGUCCUGCGCGCAACGCCGUCUGUUUCUAGGGCAACGCCGGCGUCUCUUAGCAACCGCGCGCGGCCUGGGUGGGUCCCCCCGGAACCCCCAGCCCUGCCAUGGCGACCGCGAGUCGUAGCGUCUUUCUACUCAUGGUCAACGGGCAGGUGGAGAGCGCCCAGUUUCCAGAGUAUGAUGACCUCUACUGCAAGUACUGCUUUGUGUAUGGCCAGGACUGGGCCCCCACAGCGGGUCUGGAGGAGGGGAUCUCACAGAUCACAUCCAAGAGCCAAGAUGUGCGGCAAGCACUGGUGUGGAACUUCCCCAUUGAUGUCACCUUUAAAAGCACCAAUCCCUACGGCUGGCCACAGAUCGUGCUCAGCGUGUAUGGACCAGAUGUGUUCGGGAACGAUGUGGUUCGAGGCUAUGGGGCCGUGCAUGUGCCCUUCUCACCUGGCCGGCACAAAAGGACUAUCCCCAUGUUUGUCCCAGAAUCUACGUCUAAACUGCAGAAGUUUACAAGCUGGUUCAUGGGGCGGCGGCCCGAGUACACAGACCCCAAGGUGGUGGCUCAGGGUGAAGGCCGGGAAGUCAUCACAGCUCCCCGGAAAGCUGUCUUCUCUGUCCAUGGCCUCACCUCACCCAGGGCACUGGCCUUGGUCCACAUCAAGGGGACCUGAAGCUUCCCUGAAGCCUCUAGCCUGUGGCAUGCACGUCCAAGCCUCAGGCCCCAUUUGUCCAGCCUGUCAGCAGCUGGGAAAUACUAACUCACCCUCUCUGGUUAUGUUUAAUUUUCCAGUUUUUCUCAACAUUACUGAAAUGUCUAAACAUGGAAAAGUUGCCAUCAUUUUACAGUGAACACCACAUACCCACCACCUAGAUUUUACCAUUACCAAUUUCCUGUUCCAUACUUGUAUAUUCACAUGUAUCCAACUAUUCAUCCCUGUUUCAAUCCAUCCUAUUUUUAUUGCAUUUCAAAAUAAACCGCGACAUCAGGACUCCACCUUCUGUAUAUUUCAGCACACUUAUACCAUUAACCAGAAUCCAGUGUCUGGCUUUAGUGUGUUCUUUAGAGGGGACAUUUACAUAUAACAAA
Molecule: messenger RNA, 1144 nt
Organism: Nomascus leucogenys (northern white-cheeked gibbon)
Lineage: Eukaryota; Metazoa; Chordata; Mammalia; Primates; Hylobatidae
Source: RefSeq, a predicted model, not a curated record